GCGGAUCUACAGGCACGUGCAAAUACUUCGAAUGGGAGGCAGUCUAUUUCUUGCAGUCUAUUCAUUGGGGAAGCUCUUGAAGACCUCUCCGCAAGGCCGGCCGCACAGAAGCAGGACAAGGAGAAACCAUAGCCGCCGCGUUUUCUCCUCAAUCAAACUGCCCGCCAGUGAAAAACGUAGCCGUGGCCGGAGCAGUCGCUCUCUCCUUCGCCGCCAGAAAUCUCUGACCCGGAGGAUAUAAAAGAAAGGAAGAAGCGGGAGAAUACAAGUUCCGUUUAUUAAUUGAACUUCUCCUCGGAGAUUGUCGCUGGCGAUUUUGUCUGAAAUCGGUAUUUGUAAGGGUAUUUUGAUUUCUGGUUGCGGUGGGAGGCAUUUGAAUGAAAGCAAGUGGGCAACUUUUCACCAUCGCUUAAUUUGUCGACUUUGAUCUACUGCUAUUUAGUCCGAAAGAGCCAGAUUUUGGUUCAAGGAAAUGGCGUCCAUGAUUCAUUUUGGCAUCCAAGUUCAUGGCGCAGGUCUCUCUAGGGAUUCGAUGAGUACUCCUGUUUUUUCGUUGGCACCACGAUCUCAGUCAGGAUCGAAGACGGCUUUGAGGUUUCUGUUUCGGCAAGUCGGAAGUGCAUAUUUGAGAAGGAGAACGUUACGGAUAAGCUGUUCCAAAGCAGUCUCUGGCAUUGUGGAGAAGGAUGAGAUGUUGAGGCAACAUGCAGAUGGCAUUGCUUCCGAGCUCAGUAUAGUGAUGAAGUUUGGUGGGUCGUCUGUUGCCACUGCUGAUAGGAUGAGGGAGGCUGCUGAGCUUAUUCUAAGUUUUCCUGAGGAACGCCCAGUGAUUGUCCUUUCAGCCAUGGGAAAGACAACAAACAAGCUUCUGCUGGCUGGGGAAAAGGCUGUCACUUGUGGUGUUUCUAAUGCAUCAGACAUUACUGAGUUGAAGUUUGUAAAGCAGCUGCAUCUUAAGACAAUCAAUGAACUGGGAAUUGAUGGGUCCACAAUAUGCGCUUUGCUCGAUGAAUUGGAGCAACUGCUGAAAGGGAUUGCCAUGAUGAAAGAGUUGACACCUCGAACAAGAGAUUAUCUUGUUUCAUUUGGUGAAUGCAUGUCGACAAGAAUCUUUUCAGAGUAUCUGAACCAAAUUGGUGUUAAAGCAAGGCAGUAUGAUGCUUUUGAUAUUGGUUUCAUAACCACAGACGACUUCACAAAUGCUGACAUCCUUGAAGCAACUUUUCCCGCUAUAGCAAAGAGACUCCAUGGUGAUUGGAUUAAUGAUCCUGCAAUUCCAAUUGUCACUGGAUUUCUUGGAAAGGGUUGGAAAUCCUGUGCUGUUACCACCUUAGGAAGGGGUGGUAGUGAUUUGACUGCCACAACAAUUGGUAAAGCCCUAGGCUUGCGAGAGAUUCAGGUUUGGAAAGAUGUUGACGGUGUUCUUACUUGUGAUCCAAAUAUAUACCCAAAUGCAAGACCUGUACCAUUUUUAACCUUUGAGGAGGCAGCUGAGCUUGCAUACUUCGGUGCACAGGUUCUCCAUCCCCAAUCUAUGAGACCCGCCAGAGAAAGUGAUAUUCCAGUUAGAGUCAAGAAUUCAUACAACCCUAAAGCUCCUGGCACCGUCAUUACUAAAGAAAGAGAUAUGAGUGAGGCUGUUCUAACAAGCAUAGUCUUGAAAUCAAACAUCACCAUGUUGGAUAUAGUUAGCACUCGAAUGCUAGGGCAGUAUGGUUUCUUAGCAAAGGUGUUUUCUAUAUUUGAAGACCUUGGUAUUUCCGUUGAUAGUGUGGCCACAAGCGAAGUUAGUGUUUCUUUGACCCUAGAUCCAUCAAAACUGUGGAGCAGAGAAUUAAUUCAGCAGGAAUUGGAUCAUGUUGUGGAAGAGCUAGAGAAGAUCGCCGUCGUUCAUCUUCUUCAGCACAGGUCCAUAAUAUCACUAAUAGGGAACGUGCAGAGAUCUUCUCUAAUUCUUGAAAAGGUUUUCAACGUUCUUCGCAUGAAUGGGGUCAAUGUCCAGAUGAUCUCUCAAGGGGCAUCCAAGGUUAAUAUCUCCUUGGUUGUUAACGAUAGUGAAGCAAAGCAAUGUGUUGUAGCACUGCACUCAGCAUUCUUUGAAAAUGGCUUCUUGUCCGAAGCCAAAGAAGAUAUUCUGCAGAAUGGUUCGGUAAAAUCCCCAAUUUUGAGUGACAAUGGUUUCUAAGCCAUAUGAUUAUUCUUCUUAUGGGUUUCUUCAGCCAUUUCUAUUUAUUACCUUGGCAAUUUUGGGCUAACACCUAGGGCCUGCUUAAUUGCUAACCAAGAGUUACUGAAGUUUUUCAACCUGAGCCAGUUGUAGCUGCUGUACUUUUUUACGGCAGGGCUUUAUUUUAGGUGGAGUAAAGAUUUCACCUGUAGUAAUGAGCUUCAGGUAAAUCUGUGGCUGUGGAUGGUGGCCUUAUAAAAGGUUUUGUAGCCAUUUUCUUGAAUUUUAAUGUUAUUGAAAACACCCUUCUAUUCCCUAUCCUAUCAUAUUUCUUGCAUCUAAACUGCCCAUUACAAAUAAUAUUUUAU
Molecule: messenger RNA, 2535 nt
Organism: Phalaenopsis equestris
Lineage: Eukaryota; Viridiplantae; Streptophyta; Magnoliopsida; Asparagales; Orchidaceae
Product: aspartokinase 2, chloroplastic-like
Exons: 14
Coding region: 473-2185 (570 amino acids)
Biological process (GO): amino acid biosynthetic process
Cellular component (GO): chloroplast stroma
Molecular function (GO): aspartate kinase activity
Source: RefSeq, a predicted model, not a curated record